AUGAGAUUUUCUACCAUGACAAAUCUCCAAAAUAUUUGUCACAAAAUCAAAGAUAUGUCAUCAGUUCGCAGAUGGAAGGAAGUGCUUUCUCAUUAUAAAGAGAUAAGGAAGGGUGAAUUACAAUUGAUAGAUCACACAAUCUACUCUCAUGUGCUCAAGGCUUGUUUAGCUUGCUCAUCUAGACUUGGGGAGUCCGUUCACGCUACAUUGAGUAAGCAGGGAUUUGACUCAUUCAGUUCAGUGGUAAAUUCAGUGAUGGACUUUUACGGAAAAUCUGGUGAAUUGAGCUCUGCAUAUCGUGUUUUUAGUUCCAUGAAGAAAAGAGAUUCUGUGUCAUGGAACAUAAUUCUCCAUGGGCAUCUGGAUCAAGGUUUUAUUGAAGGAGUUGAUUUGUUUAUUCAAGCUAGAGCAUUUGGAUUCGAACCCAAUAUCUCUACCUUGGUGCUCGUAGUUCAGGCAUAUCAAACCCUGCAAGCUUUUGAUGAUGGACAGAAAUUUCAUGGGUACUUGAUUCGGAGUGGUUUGUGGAGUCUAACUUCAGUUCAAAACUCUCUUUUGGGUAUGUAUGCAGCAAUUAGGAUGGACUAUGCAGAAACCCUUUUUGAUGAAAUGCAUGAGAAAGAUGUGAUAUCAUGGAGUGUGAUGAUCACAGGAUAUAUGCAUGUGGAUGAUAACAUAUUUGCUUUGUUGUCAUUUAAGAAGAUGAUUUCAGAGUUUGGGAUUGAACCGGAUGGACAAACCAUGGUAAGCGUGCUUAAAGGCUGCACUCAGUUAGGAGAGUUAAAAACCGGAAAAACAAUUCAUGGCUUUGUGGUCUCAAGGGGUUUGAAUUGUGAUUUAUUUGUAGGAAACACUAUAAUCGAUUUGUAUUGCAAGUGUGGAGAUGUAGACUCUGCGAUAGCAGCAUUUUGGGAGAUGCCUUAUAGGAAUAUAGUGUCAUGGAAUUCUCUUCUUUCCGGGCUUGUUCACGGUGAGAAGCAUGCUGAAUCAUUGAAAUUAUUUGCUUCGAUGGAAAAAUCAGGACUUGAGGCUGAUGAGGUGACUCUAGUGAACCUACUUCUAGUAUGUAAAGUCUUGGGGGAUUUGCAUCAGUGCAAGUUGAUCCAUUCUAGAAUAAUUCGGAGAGGUUUCUAUUCAAAUGAUAUGGCUCUGAAUUCUUUGAUUGAUACAUAUGCAAAAUGUAAUCAGAUUGAUCUUUCAUGGAGACUAUUCUGCCAAAUCAAAAAGCCGGAUGUUGUGACCUGGAGUACAAUGAUCUCAGCUUUCACUCGCUGUGGCUUGCCUGAUGAGGCAAUUUCUCUAUACCGACAGAUGAGGCUUUCACAAGAAAGGCCGAACCCUGUUACCCUACUAAACCUUCUUGAGGCGUGUGCACUUUCAGCUGAAAUUGGAAGAACAAAAUGUGCUCAUGGCAUUGCUAUUCGAAUGGGCUUGGCAUCACAUGUAGCAGUUGGGACAUCAGUUCUUGAUAUGUACUCAAAAUGUGGGGCAAUAGAAGCAUCGAGGAGGGCUUUUGACCAAAUCUCACUGAAAAAUGUAGUUUCCUGGAGUGCAAUUAUUGCGGCAUAUGGCUUAAAUGGACUCCCACAUGAUGCUGUGGCUUUGCUUUCUGAAAUGGAAGUCCACGGUGUAAAGCCUAAUUCAGUAACAAUCCUUGCAGUGUUAUCUGCUUGUUGCCAUGGGGGAUUGGUCGCUGAGGGACUAACUCUCUUCAAGGAUAUAAUGAACAAGCAUGGAGCUGAACUAAAGUUGGAGCAUUAUUCAUGCCUUGUGGACUUGCUUGCCAGAGCUGGAAAACUUGAGGAUGCAUUUCAACUGAUUAAAUCCAUUCCUGCUGCCAUGAAGCCUGGCGCCAGUGCUUGGGGUGCACUUUUGAGUGCCUGUAGGACCUAUGAGAAUAGAAAAAUCACGGAAGGUGCACUCCCUCAGAUCUUUGAAUUGGAGCCAUCAAAUUCGGCUGGUUAUUUACUUGCAUCUAACACGUUUGCUGCUGGAGGUUCAUGGACAGAUGCGUCUAGGAUCAGAUGUUUGAUGAAGGAGAGAGGUGUGAAAGUUGUGGCUGGUUACAGUAUGGUUCAUGUGGGUAGAAACGUACAUACUUUCACUGCCGGUAAUAAAUGUCAUUUGUUGUCUCAUGACUCAUAUGUUCGGUCUGGUUGUUGAGAAAUUGCAUUCAUGUAUGACAAUUGGUCCAAUAGCAAGAAUACAGGUUCCAGAGUAAGAAAGAUUUACAGUCUUGGAAAGCCGGCGUCUUUAUCUUUCUUUGU
Molecule: messenger RNA, 2267 nt
Organism: Salvia hispanica
Lineage: Eukaryota; Viridiplantae; Streptophyta; Magnoliopsida; Lamiales; Lamiaceae
Source: RefSeq, a predicted model, not a curated record